AUGGAUGACGCUGUAAUGUUUGAUGAGCUUGACUUCCUCUCUCUAUCCUCCCUUCUUUCCAUCUAUGAAAGGCAGCGAGAGCCCGAAAGCAAAGCUACCCCCAGCGACGAGGAGGGCAUAAGCAGCGGAGACGAGGAACUCAACGAUGAGAAUGACUCAAUAGUGCCGAAUGAGCUGUCGGUUUCCUCUCCAGAGAGACAGCUUACGAAGUUUCUCGACUCCAUCUCGGAAACGUUCUCACGAACAAAAUCGAUCCCCCUAGCGCAGAAGCCGCGGUAUAUCCAACGACGCAAGGGUAAUAAAAAGGAGGAGGGAGCAAGUCAAGUCUCUGCUUCCGGCUUGAUAAUGAUACAGCACAAGCCAACGGUUUAUAUAGCAAAAAACGAGGGCACAGACGAUUAA
Aspergillus chevalieri is the source of this 402-nucleotide messenger RNA. RefSeq lists its product as uncharacterized. The coding region runs from base 1 to 402 and encodes 133 amino acids. The record is from RefSeq and is a predicted model, not a curated record. Lineage: Eukaryota; Fungi; Ascomycota; Eurotiomycetes; Eurotiales; Aspergillaceae. The transcript has a single exon.